Adineta ricciae is the source of this 1278-nucleotide messenger RNA. Lineage: Eukaryota; Metazoa; Rotifera; Eurotatoria; Adinetida; Adinetidae. The record is from the annotation of a GenBank genome assembly.
AUGUCAGAAUUAGCAAUCAGUUCCACGAAAUGGCUCGUGAUUUCAUUACGAAACGGUGCUGGUAUUGUAUUCAAUUUAAAUGAUACAAAACAAUGGCAGUAUCUUCAACCCGAUGUAGCAAAUGACCAAUCACAACAGAAGACGAAUGACGAUGAUGAUGAAAAUACAUCUGAUCUCAAUCGGAAUUUGGUUAAAUUCACUCCUGAUGGUCAGAAAUUGGUGAUCAAUGGACAGAACAAACAAAUAUACAUCUAUAUACCAUCGGACGACAAGAAAACAUAUUGGCAAUUGCAGCGAAUCAUCACAGUGAUCAAACGUGCAUCAGCAUUAGAUUUAACUAAUGAUUUUCUACUCAUCGCUGAUAAGAGUGGUGAUGUUUAUCAAACUGACUUAUCGACCACAAACAAUGUGACUCUAACAGGAGAAAAUUGUCUGAUGGGACAUCUAUCCAUGUUACUCGAUGUAGCUUUUGUUCGUACGAAUGAUGAACAAGAAUAUAUCUUAACUGCUGAUCGAGAUGAAAAGAUUCGACUGAGUCAUUAUCCAAAUGCUUAUAAUAUCGAAGGCUAUUGUCUCGGACAUACAGAAUUUGUUUCUCAUGUGAAACUCAUUGAUUCAAAUCGAAUCCUUUCGGCCUCAGGCGACGGUACACUUCGUCUAUGGCAUUUGCCAGAUUGUAUUCAAUUAAAUGUCUUCGAUUCACAAACAUUGACAUCCUCAGCAAAGCAAAUCUUCUACGGUCAGUCGUCGUCAUCUGACUAUCAAAGUUCUUCGUCGAUCAAUCAUUCCAUUUGGAAAAUGGAUGUGGCAUCUGCGUCUGAUGUUUUUCUCGCUUUUUCAAUCUAUGCCGAUCGUGCACAUUCGAUCUAUCUGACUACUUUAACGAAUCUAGAAAAAACAAGUAAUGAACAGCGUAAACUGACGUUUAAUUCUACAUAUGGCACUAUUAUUGAUUACUGUUUUUCAUCGAAUGAUUUAUACAUUCUCUUCGAUAGUCACAAUUUGCUAACAGUGAACAUACCUUCCGUACUCUCGUGUGAUAAAAGUGAAUAUGUGCAAGACAAUGACUCAUCGAUCAGUGCGAUAUUAGCUACUAAAGGAUUUCAUUUAAUGAAUAAUAUCAAUUCAUUGGAAGUUAUAUUUAAACAAUUAUUCAAGACGCGAGGUGAUCCGGGUGAUAGUUCCUAUCAUAAGCGUAAAAAUCAGCGAUUGGAAGAACAAGAAGAGAAACGAAGAAAAAAACAAGAGAAACAAUCAACUACAGAUGAAAAUAUUUAA